Molecule: messenger RNA, 1128 nt
Organism: Penicillium soppii
Lineage: Eukaryota; Fungi; Ascomycota; Eurotiomycetes; Eurotiales; Aspergillaceae
Product: Gfo/Idh/MocA family protein
Exons: 3
Coding region: 1-1128 (375 amino acids)
Biological process (GO): NADPH regeneration
Cellular component (GO): cytoplasm
Molecular function (GO): nucleotide binding; oxidoreductase activity
Source: RefSeq, a predicted model, not a curated record
AUGACUAUUCUCCGCGUUGGCAUAAUCGGCUGCGGCGAGAUCACCCAAGUAGCCCACAUCCCCACACUAGGCUUCCUGUCCGACAAAUUCAAAGUAACAUACCUCUGCGAUGUCUCCGACGGCGCCCUCGCGCACUGCGCAAGCAAAGUAACCGGCGAAAAGCCACACACAACCCGCUCCGCAGAAACCCUCUGCUCCGCCCCAGAAGUUGACAUCGUCAUGAUAGCCAACAGCGACGCCUUCCACGUCCCGCACGCCCUGCUGGCCCUGCACCACGGCAAAACCGUCUUCAUCGAGAAGCCAAUGGCUCUCUCCCUCAAAGACGCGGAUAGUAUCAUCGCCCUGGAAAAGGAUUCGCCAGGCAAAGUGAUGGUUGGCUAUAUGCGGCGGUAUGCAAGUGCGUUCAUUGACGCCGUUAAGGAAAUCGGAUCCCUGGACCAGGUGCAGUAUGCGCGUGUGAGAGAUAUCGUCGGGCCGAAUUCGGAUUUUGUUGGGCAGUCCGGGACUUUCCCGAAGGUGUUUUCGGAUUUUAGAGCUGAGGAUUCUAGCGAGUUGGCUGCUAAGACUAGGGAGUUUUUGGAGCAGGGGUUGAGUGCUGAGCUUGGGAUUGAGGUUUCCGAGGAUACGGCGAAUCAGUGGAGGAACUUGGGCAGUUUGGGGUCUCAUGAUCUUAGUGCUAUGCGGGAGGCGCUGGGAAUGCCAUGUGGUGUUCUUGGUGCGUCUUUGUGUACUGCGAAGGGGCCGCAGUUCUGGAGUGCGCUGUUUCAGUAUCCCUCUUUUGCUGUCUCUUAUGAGUCUGGAAUUGAUGAGGUUCCUCGCUUUGAUGCCUCGAUCGAGGUCUUUGGAGGCCGGAAGACUGUCAAGGUUUGCUUUGAUUCGCCUUAUGUCAAGGGUCUGCCGACUACUAUGCAUAUUCGAGAGAAAUUGGAGGAUGGAUCUUUCCGGGAGUCUAUGAUCCGGAAGACCUAUGAGGAUGCUUACACUUUGGAAAUGAAGGAGUUAUAUGCUUUUGUUGUUGAUGGUAAGCCGGCGAAAACUACCUCGGAGGAUGCGAAGAAGGAUAUUGAGAUCUUUGGUAUGAUCAUGAAGGCUGGUCUGGAGGGACAGGCUCGAUUCAGCAAGAAUUAG